Messenger RNA from Condylostylus longicornis, 1644 nucleotides. Its product is annotated as tektin-3-like. The coding region runs from base 64 to 1644 and encodes 526 amino acids. Gene Ontology annotation, cellular component: microtubule cytoskeleton; nucleus. The record is from RefSeq and is a predicted model, not a curated record. Lineage: Eukaryota; Metazoa; Arthropoda; Insecta; Diptera; Dolichopodidae. The transcript is spliced from 6 exons. Gene Ontology annotation, biological process: cilium movement involved in cell motility; cilium assembly.
UAAAAAAAUAUUUCAAGUUUUAAUUAAAAAAAAACCCACAAAAUUUUUCUCUAAACUGGGUAAAUGCUCUGCUGGCAAACAGAAGAUAAUUAUAUUAAUAAAGUUUAUCCAUUUCCAUUUGCUCCAGCUACACUUAAACGAGUACUACAGCAAUCCAAUAUACCAUUGCCAUGGCACGAGAGUAGUUUACCACCACCUUUACAACCAGGAAAUCCUCCAACGAACGUAACUAAUACCGUAGGAUAUAAUUAUAAGACUGCACGUGCACAUCCAUGGAGGCCAACAUUGGCUUAUGAAAUGUGUGAUACUGUCCCGGAUGAUGUAAAUGCUAAUGAUAUUAUUGCUCCAACAUUUGUACCACAAGGAAUGCAAACUAACGCCGUAUCAUACCCGAAUUUAGUUUCGGGUUAUCAAAAUAAUCCUCAACAUGCCGCAAAAGCUGCACUUUAUACAAGAUUUACACCCGGCGAAUGGGUUAAUAAUAAUUUGUCAAGAUUUUCUGAAUCCAAUGUUAACCGAAAUCUUUCAGAACGAUUACGAAGUGAAGCAGUUCGUGCUAUGCGCGAAACUGAUGAAAAAACUUCUCAAUCACAAAGAGAUGCUGGUAGACGUCUUGGUGAACGUAUUACUGAUACAACAUUUUGGCGAAAUGAAUUGAAUACUGAAUUGGAAAAAUUAAUUCAGGAGCUUGCUGUUUUAAAUGAAUGUAAAAGAAAUGUUGCUAAAGCUCUCCAAGAUACUGAAGCCCCAUUACAUAUUACUCAAGAAUGUCUAUAUCAUCGUGAAGGUCGACAAGAAAUAGAAAAAGUUCAUGAUCAUGUUGAAAAGAGAUUACUUCUAGAAGUUGAUAAUUUACGAAACUGUCAGCAAAAAUUAAGAUUACUUUAUGAAAAGUGUUGUAUACAAAUUCAAGAUUGCAGAGCAGCUCAACAUUCUUUAGAAGAUGAUAUUGCUCAUAAAGAGUCAACGCUUGGUAUCGAUUCAGUUUGUCAUCGUUUAAAUAAUUUCAGUCGCGGAAUAAAUUACUUUUCGGGUAUCGAAAAAAUUGAUCCAACUGUUAGUAGUAUGGAAUCAUGGGCAAUGUCAAGUAGUAAUCGUAUAAAUAGAUCACAAACAGAACGAACUAAGAGUACUCAGUUACGAAGUGAAGCUGAAACUACAAUAAAUGCAGUUGCAACAGCCGUUUGGGAUCAUUGGUGUAAUACAAAUAGUUCAUUGGAACGUCGUAGUGCUGAAACUGCUGAAGCAAAAAGUCGUAUUCAAUUACAUUUACAUAAAACAAUUCAAGAAAUAUUUGAUAUGGAAAAACAUAUUGCAAUGUUAAAAAAAGCAAUAGAAGACAAGGCAAAUCCAAUGAAAGUAGCUCAAACACGUUUAGAGGCAAGAUCACACCGCGACGGUAUAGAAUUGUGCAAAGAUUUUGCUCAUAUGAGAUUGGUACAAGAAGUAUUAGAAAUUCAAGAUUCUGUACAAAAUUUACACCGAAAAUUACAAGAUUCUGAAAGUCAACAUCAACAGUUGUUGAAAACGAAAGCUAAUUUGGAAUUGGAUUUGAAAAGGAAGAACAAUGCCCUUCAUAUUGAUAGAGAAAAAUGUAUGGGCAUAAGAAGAUCAUUCCCAGUCAACAAUAUUAUAAAAUGUUAA